This is a messenger RNA of Xenopus laevis (African clawed frog), 2526 nucleotides long. RefSeq lists its product as uncharacterized. Lineage: Eukaryota; Metazoa; Chordata; Amphibia; Anura; Pipidae. The record is from RefSeq and is a predicted model, not a curated record. The transcript is spliced from 7 exons. Bases 158 to 1345 code for a protein of 395 amino acids.
GAUAUACUUGGGGCUGGGAUAUACUUGGGGCUGGGAUAUACUCAGGGCUGGUCCGUUAUUUCAAGUUAGAAUCCCCUUAUUGCUUCAAAGGGCUUCACUCCGAUUGGGCAGCACCUUCUCCCUCCAGACAAAGGACCUUCUGCGACUCCCAGAAAACAUGGCAUCGAAAAGAGGGAUUGCAAUUGUAUCGCGGGAAAAUCCAGAAUCCUACGACUGGCUGAUCCAUUUUCUCCUGUCUAUUCCUGGACUGGAUGUCCGACCCAUCUAUGUUACCAAUUCCAACUCCAGGAACCUUAUACAGAUGGUCUCCAAGUGCACAUUUGCCAUCCUGUACCACUCCAAGAAGAGAGGAAGAAUUAAUGUAACAGAUGUACCAGACUCAUUAUAUGACCAGGAACUCAAUGAAUUGUCUAAGCACUUUGGGAGAGAGAAAGUCAUGGUGGUGAUUGAUGACCUGACGGACAGCAGCUUGGAGGAGAAGAGACGUCUCCUGGAGAAACAGCCGAGCAUUGAGACAUUGGCCCAGGAGCUCUUCCUCUUCACCAAUCAGGAUAAGGCUAAUAUUGGGCAAAAUCCAAAUACUGGGUCAGCGGCAUCCAAGAAGCUCAGGAGGAUGAAAAACAUAAUUGAGGCAAGAGAUCGCACUAAGAAGAUUGUGCCAGUACAAAAGGAGUCUCCCCGCAAAGGGAGUGACUUUCAAAUGACAAUCGAUAACCCUGGCUCGGAAAAGGUGAGCUGCUGGAAGAGGUACGCCAUAUGGAUAGUUUUCUUUGCGCUCAUCGUUUUGAUCCUCGUGAUUUGCGUGGCCACACAGUACAGACACAAGCCGGAGGCAAUAAGUUCUCCACUGAACGCUACUACUGACGAGUGGACCACCGUUUUUAGCUCGAUCAAGCCUACCACAUUUCCAUCUCCAGAAAACUUUACCUUGAGCCUGGAAAAUGCCACCACAAUUGCAGAAAAUGUUACCCUGUAUACAGAAAAUGCCACCACCGUUCCAGAAAACUUUACCCUGUAUACAGAGAAUGCCACCACUGUUGCAGAAAAUUUUACUGAAAAUGCCACCACAGUUCCACAAAACUUUACGCUUUACACAGUAAAUGCCACCACCCUUCCUGAAAACAUUACCACUGCUGCCACCACAAUACCAGUCAACCUUACCACCAUUCCAGUGACGUCCACCACACCUGUAGAAACUUUUACCCCUACUACAGUAAUAACCACAACCAGUCCAGGAACUACACCUUCUAGACCAGAACGUGUCACCCUAAUCCCACUACCAGACACAGUCAAGGAAAAACUGAAACAGAUUCAAGAUCUGAUAGCUUCACUCCUAAAUCCCUAGAUUUCUUCCCUCUUGCCUGAGGGUCUUCUUGCUGUUACAGCCUAAGAAUAUUAUAUACAGGAGUCUUCUUGUACCAUUCACAAUGCCUAACUGCCUCCAUGUGCAACUGAACGGAUACAAGUUUGGAAAUGCAGUAAGACUACACCAUGUUCUGUUCCAAUCAUUCUCAUUAUGAAGACCAUUCUACAAAAAUGCUUACUGAUGCUCCUCCUGCUUCAUAUAUAAAGUAGCACCACGCUGGCCCUCUUCAUGGCCAACCCUGCGUCAAGGACCACUGCUUAUUAACACAGAAUUACAUACCACAUAAAUUACUGACAACUGUUCCAGGCAUGUUAGAUCUCCAGGGCAUGGGAAGAAACAAUGGGUUUCAGUUGGUAGGAAGGUUAGGAUGAGAUGGGUGAAAAUAUUAGAACACAAGGCAUCUCCUCUGAAUAUAAAGAGAUAAGGGAUAUAGGGGCAGUGAAAUGAUAUAAGAAUCUUGGGAAUCAUUGGAAUGGAAAGCAAUUGAUGCUUGAGUGGGUUGGGUGUCUUUGGGGGACAGGUUGGGUUGUGAGUUGAUGGUGAGCAGUAAGUUGCAGUUGAGGAAAGGGCCUAUGCCAGCUCCUUCAGUCUGGGUGGGUACUAAAGAUCCAUUUUACUCUUGACAAUUUUACACCAGGGUCUUCCUCCCUUCUCCACUCCAUUGGUGGUAUUAAAUACAGUUGAUAUCCAUGUAGAACUCUGCAGGUUGAAGGCUUUUUACUCAGGUGUGAGUAGUGGUUUUGUGUACAGAGUAAAAAACUACACAAUAAACCAAAAACCUCUUACCUGUAAUGGGAGAAGAAGAAUGGAUAUCACCAGUGGUUGCAACUGAGUAGUGCUAUCUGAUUAUGAAUAAAUUCUGAAAGAAGAGCAAUAUGGGUAAUAUAAACCGGCAAUGUACAAGUGGGAGAGAUUGCUUGAAUGGUUGCUAUGGGAUACCAGACCUGCAGAAAACAUUGGUCCUGUUAUUGCAUUGACCCUUUUUCAUUAUCAUUAAUAAAUGACUACCACGUAUCUGCCACCUAUAAUCUGUGCCUCUCGUUAACUAGCCAAUUAUAUUGUUAAUAAAAAAAAAACUUCUUUCUGCCGUCACAUUUCCAUGAUGUUCACCUUCCAUAGAAAAGUUAAUUAAACACUGGAAAAAAAUGUUUACACUGUAA